Planococcus citri (citrus mealybug) is the source of this 1730-nucleotide messenger RNA. RefSeq names its product intraflagellar transport 52 (gene IFT52). Bases 308 to 1588 code for a protein of 426 amino acids. Gene Ontology annotation, biological process: intraciliary transport; cilium assembly. NCBI's taxonomy places the organism in Eukaryota, Metazoa, Arthropoda, Insecta, Hemiptera, Pseudococcidae. The transcript is spliced from 7 exons. The record is from RefSeq and is a predicted model, not a curated record. Gene Ontology annotation, cellular component: intraciliary transport particle B; cilium; centriole.
UUUUGUUAUCAAUUCGUUUCAGGUAGAUAAUUUUUUUACAAAAAAAUUCAAAUAUGAAUAAAUUGUAAUGAAAGUUUAAAUCAAAGUUGAAAACUUCACGUUGAUUAUGAAUUUUAGAAUAAUUUUCAUCGAUGCUCGAAAUUUCCAAGUACAAACUGAGAAACUAUGAAUGUACAGAAUCAUCAACAAACCAACCAUCGAUCAAUAAUCAUGUUUCAUGAGCUGUAGGUAGCUAGGUACAUCUACAUAGAUAAUUGAUGGGUGUUUUUAAAUAAUUGGAAGUUAAACAAGUAAUUAUAUUUUCAAAAUGAGAGAUAAAAAUACGAUUCUUUUCGAUACGUCUAAAAACGAAUUAUUCAAGAUCACCGACAACUUUAAAACAUUGUCUCGAAAACUGAAGGGAAAUUUCAAUAUUUUGACGAAUAAAGAAGAAAUAACUGCGCAGAUUCUCUCGGAAGUUUCCAUUUUGAUACUGGCAGGCCCUCGGGCUCAAUUUACUGCGAAUGAGUUUUACUACAUUAAAGAAUUCAUCGAGCUUGGUGGAUCAGUUCUUGUUGUUCUUGGAGAAGGUGGAGAAAACGCAUUCAAAACAAAUGUCAAUUAUUUGUUGGAAGAAUACGGAAUGAUGAUAAAUAAUGAUUGUGUUAUUAGGACCCAAUAUCAUAAGUAUUUCCAUCCUAAGGAAUGUUUGAUUUCGGACGGAAUUGUUAAUGGAGGAAUAAAUGAAUUUUUAGGAAUUGGGAAUACACGAGAAGUUGACAAUAAGUUUUCUACAUUUCUUUAUCCUUCGGGAGCAUCGCUGAAUGUGGUAAAACCUGCUGUACCCGUGUUAUCUACAGGCUCAGUUGCUUUUCCGGUCAAUCGUCCCAUUUGUGCCUUUUGUCGAAAAGAUGAAAAAACCAAUAAAGGUGGUAAAAUCGUUGUAGUUGGUUCCGGUCAUAUGUGGUCGGAUAAAUACAUAAAUCUAGAAAAAAAUGACAAAUUUAGAGAGCUGAUUUUUACAUGGUUAACUACCGAUGAUAUUGUUUUGAAUAACAUCGAUGCCGAGGACCCUGAGAUUGUAGAUUACGUGAUGGUCCCUGAUACCACUUUACUCGCUGAUAAGGUUCGCGGUUGCUUACAAGAAUCGUCCGAAGAUAAUUUUCUAUUAUCGGAUUAUACUCUUCUAUUUAAUCAGAAAUUGUUUUCUUUGAAUAUGAAUUGUGUUCCGAAAGUGUUGAAAGCCUACGAGGAAUUGAAAAUAAAACACGAACCUUUACGGUUAAUUACUCCGCAGUUCAGUUCUCCUUUACCGCCGCUUCAACCCGCAGUUUUUCCGCCAUCGUUUCGAGACCUACCUAUGCCUGCUUUGGAGUUAUUCGACUUGGAAGAUUCAUUCGGCUCUGAACGUACUAGACUGGCUCAGUUAGCGAAUAAGUGCAUGGUACCUACGGGUAAUAGUAAAGAAAAAGAAACCUUGGCUGAUAUCGAGUAUUUUAUUCAAGAAGCCGGAGUAAUAAUGAACAUUCGAACUAAUAAUGAAGAUGCUCACACAAUUUUGCACAAUAUUUUAACAGCGAUUACAGAUUUCAGAAAAAACUUAUUGUGAAUGAUAUUAUUAAAUUUUCAUUAGUGAUAAGUAACUAAGUGCCUAUAUAUUUUCUAGUCCGUUUGCAUUUCACUAAAUUGUUUUCUAGUCAUUUAUAACGUACCUAUUUAUCUUUUUACAAAUACACUUUUGAUAAAUUAAA